Messenger RNA from Moneuplotes crassus, 2651 nucleotides. NCBI's taxonomy places the organism in Eukaryota, Ciliophora, Spirotrichea, Euplotida, Euplotidae. The record is from the annotation of a GenBank genome assembly.
UUUAAAUUUCCUAUUCCGAAUAAAGAAUAAAUUAAAUGAGAAUAAAAAGUAAAAUGGGCAAGAGAGUUGUCCAAAGAUUCAAGUUCAUGUUUUUUGGGCUCAUAGCUGUUGUUACUGGAAACCUCCUAGUUUCAGCCGUGAACACUGCAAGAUACGCAGGUUAUGAGGACUCGGUACAGAAUACUUUUAGUCGUGGGCAAAUAGUUGAGUAUGCUGAUGAUGAGGACUUCUGUCACAGCUAUGUCCUUUUGCCAGGUGUUCCACUAAUCCACAAAUCUAUCUUAAUCAUUGCUUACUUGCUUGCCUUGAUCUAUCUAUUCUUGGGGAUAGCAAUCAUUGCAGAUAUUUUCAUGGGUUCCAUAGAGGUUAUCACCUCCCAAACAAGGAGUGUGAAAUACGAAGACGACAAUGGAGUCCCUAGAGAAGCUAACAUUUCUGUAUGGAAUCCAACAAUAGCUAAUCUUACCUUGAUGGCACUAGGAUCCUCUGCUCCUGAGAUACUCUUGUCAUGAAUAGAGACUGUAUCUGAUCUCGGAGGAACUCCAGGAGAGCUUGGGCCAGCUACAAUUGUUGGAUCUGCAGCUUUUAAUCUUUUAAUCAUCUCAGCAGUGUGAGUGGUAUCGGUUCCUGGUGAUGAAAUAAGGAAGAUCAAUGACACUUUCGUUUUUGGAGUCACAGCUAUAACCUUUAUAUUUGCUUACAUAUGGUUAUACAUCGUCUUAGAGGUGUGGACUGAAGGAAGGAUCACAAUUGCAGAAGCUGUUAUUACAUUUUGAUUCUUCUUCAUUCUAAUCCUAGCCGCAUACAUAGCUGACAAGAUUAACCAAUACAGGAGAAAGAAAGAGAACGAACAAGCCAAAGACCUUAAGCAAAGGAACAUUCCUAUCAAAGAGUUCUUCCAUAUCUUAGGUGCGAAGAAAACCGUUGAGGCCCAGAAGAAAGCUAAAAAGGACGAUUAUGAAAAGGUUAACUCUUUAAACAACUUCUGGAAGAAUUAUUUUGGGACUAAAGACUUAACUGCUCAGACUCUAGAGAAGCUCAAGGGUGAUAUGGUGCCCAAAGAUCCUAUCCAACAGCGUAUCCACUUUAGGAGGCAGGUUGGAAGGACUUUCAGGGUCGCUGAAAGAACUGAGAUUAAAAAGAAUGAAAUCUUGUUUGAAGAACUGAAGAAGAUUGAGAAGGAACAACCCAAAUUUCUGUCCCCUAUAUGCGGAUUUAGAUGUCUUCAUUAUUCAGUGUCGGAAGGCAUCGGGAAAAUCAACGUCAAGUUCAUCAAUAAGACUGGCCAAGAAAUGGAGGUUGGUGUACGAACAGUCGAUGAUACUGCAUGAGCUGGAAAUGAUUACCACCCCAUCGAUGAAAAAGUUGAGUUUGGAGAUAGCCAAAAAGAGCAGUUUGUUGAGGUCAAAAUUGUUAAUGAUGAUACGUUCGAGCCUGAUGAGGACUUCUUCAUUGAGUUGUAUGAUCCAGAGACAGGCGAAAGACUUCCUGGAGCUGAUACCAGGACUAAGAUCACCAUUAUUGAUGAUGAUAAGCCAGGAAAAUUUGGAUUCUCCAGCAGAUUCUUAAAAGUAUCAGCAAAGGAUAAGAUUGCAAAGUUGAAGGUUCUAAGACAACAGGGUACAGACGGGCAGAUUACCAUUAAAUUCAAGACAAAUGAGAUAGGAAACGCAGAAAUUAAGGCAACUCCUAAUGUUGAUUUCAUCCCUGUCUCAGGAACAAUUGUCUUUGAGCAAGGAGAAAAUGAAAAAGAAGUUAUAGUGCCAAUCUUAGAAAGAGAAUCCUUAGAGGAAAGAGGUGACCAAUUUGAAAUAGAGCUCUUAGAACCAAGUGGAGGAGCCACUCUUGGCAAAAAGUCAAAAGCUACAGUUGAAAUUGCUGGAGACACUGAAAUAGUUCGAAAAGCAAAAGGAAUUGAAGAUAUAAUCAAUAUGGUGCAAAAAGAUCAGAACGUUACAUGGGGUCAUCAGUUCAAGAAUGCUAUACUUUUAUCUCCCCAGAUAGAUGAAAAUGGCAUCAUUGACGAGAUUACCGGCUGGGAAGCUGCUUUACACUUUGUGUGCAUUGGAUGGAAGGUUCUCUUUGCGACAGUUCCACCAGCAAAGCAUUGGCAUGGAUGGCCUUCAUUUCUGAUCUCACUGAUCUUCAUUGGAUGUCUGACAGCAAUAGUUGGAGAAUUUGCAGCUUUACUUGGAUGUGUUAUGACACUUAAACAAUCUCUCACAGCUAUCAGUAUCGUUGCUUUGGGUACCUCGUUGCCAGAUACGUUUGCUAGUAGGCAGGCAACCAUACAGUCUGAUAAUGCUGAUGUCGCUAUUGGUAAUAUCACUGGGUCUAACUGAGUUAAUGUUUUCCUUGGGCUUGGUUUGCCCUGGUUAAUUGGAUCCAUCUAUUAUGAAGUAGACGGUGGUAACUUUGUCGUGCCAAAGGAAGGGCUUUCUCUAUCUAUCAUCCUAUUCUUAGUUACCUCAGUAUCCUGCCUCAUUACUCUUGUUGUGAGAAGACUAGUAAUAGGAGGAGAACUAGGUGGUAAAGAAAAGUUCUGGAGAUACGCAACAGCAGGAUGGUUUGUAUUCCUUUGGUUCAUUUAUCUGCUAUUCUCAGGAUUAAGAUCUUAUGAUGCUCUCUAAUUGUUCCAACCUCAAUUUGAA